Molecule: messenger RNA, 903 nt
Organism: Necator americanus (New World hookworm)
Lineage: Eukaryota; Metazoa; Nematoda; Chromadorea; Rhabditida; Ancylostomatidae
Exons: 9
Coding region: 1-903 (300 amino acids)
Source: RefSeq, a predicted model, not a curated record
AUGUCGUCGACGUCGUUGCUGCUACUUGUUCUUCUACCGUUAACUUCUAGUCAACUGUUAGAAAUAUUCGGAUUAUCUACUGGUGAUGCCGGUACCGUAGAGCGACAGUCGGCCUUCCACGAUCUAGCUACUCAAUCUGUUGGACUCAUCAAUUACCUCCAGACGAUCCAACGCAAUCCCAACAAUCAAUUGGCGAAAAAAGUGAAUUUCAUGGAAGGAAUUCCAGUAGUGCCAGGAGUGAUGGGGAGUCUUCCUGGAGCAGGAUCUUGUCUACCUCGCGGUUCUCCUCUAGUCAGAGACAAGUCGCCGAGUCUGUUCCAGAAUAUGCUGCGUAACAUUCCUGGUGCUCAUGAUUACCUUUCAAGUUUACUGCCUGCGCCUUCAGUUGAUAUCGAUGCACUUCUCGGAAAAUAUCAAUGGGCAGUCGACACACCAUCCGCUCAUAAUCGUUUCUGUGCAACAACUGAAUUUCAAAGAAGUGCACAAGCUGGAAACUCGUCGUCAUUCAGUCUGCAGGAGAAAUUCAGGAUAAAUAGCGAGGAAGGAGGAGAAAAGGUCGCUUUUGGAUACGGAAUCAUCCAUAAAGACCGUACUUACGUGUACAUGCAAGAUGAUCCUUGCCCAUACCAAAUUGUAAUGGUGGGACCACGUAAGGGAGGAACAGGACAAUACGAAUACCUCGUUCUAUCGAAUUGGGCGCGUUAUCCACUAAUUGGACUGGUGCGAGACACUCGAGUAUUCCAUAACAGAUACAAGGAACAGCUGGAAGCUGACUUGGAGAAGGAAGGAUUUAUUAAUAGUUAUUCUGGGAAGUCGGCAAUACGGUAUACAGACUGGUCAAAAUGCAGGCCAGCCACACCAGUUAGCUAUAUCCAGAACGUUCUCAAUGAGCUGUUCGGAUAA